Molecule: messenger RNA, 672 nt
Organism: Podospora bellae-mahoneyi
Lineage: Eukaryota; Fungi; Ascomycota; Sordariomycetes; Sordariales; Podosporaceae
Exons: 4
Coding region: 1-672 (223 amino acids)
Source: RefSeq, a predicted model, not a curated record
AUGAAGCAUGAUGAGGCCUUGAUUGCCUUGGCGUGGGCUUCAUUCGGCGCCGGAAGUCCGAGUGCGGACCUAACACCAGAGGUUGGAAUUGAGCUGGCUGCAGCUGAAAGAGCCCAGCCGGCGGCUCCUCCGCAACGAGCAAAGAUCCCCAUCUUCCUCAAUAUGGGAAAGCCUCCUGUAGCGGAGGGUGCAUCGGCAGCAUCGACACCACUUGUUGCACCACUAUUGAGCCGUGCACAUCGCAUCUGGGGCAAUGAAACCCCAGAAUCCCGCGUCAGAGUGUUGAUGGACUUGUCUUUGUGCCUCUCCUGGUAUAAUAAGACAACACCUGCCCAACCCAACAAAUCACGGACGUCCCGGAUUCAGCCAACAAAGCCAAAGCCCGUUCCUGGCUGUCCUCCCAUUCCGGACUUGGUGUUCUGUUGCGCAGCGGACGCCAAGAAGGCCACCUCCAUCGUCGGGCUCGGGCGCAGUCGCAGAGGCAGGUCGACUUGUCUUCGGAGUGUCACAAAAGGAGGCCGACGGUCGAACGUCUUGUCAUCUGCCGUGGCCUCAUCAAUAUUCUCGGACGACGUCAAAGUCCCACGAGACGGUCCAUCCCAGUCCAUCCCAGUCCGGAUUGUCCAUCUCUUGUCCAUCUCAUCACAACCUAUAGCGCUGCAACCCCACUAA